AUGUGGAAAGGCACAGAUCCGAGUGGGUGUCGGGCUUGUGGGGAUUUAGUCAUUUGCAUCGACAUGUACGGCUUGCGGCUGAUCAACAACAAUUACGUAGCGAAUGGCACUGGGAAGGAUGUGACGAUCACUUACGAUCCCAACUUCCGUGGUGGUAGGCUGGGGAGUGUGAACCAGCUCCAGCACUUCCCGAACCCCAAGGCUGGACUCCCUAAGCGCCGCAAAGACGAAGCUACUGGCUACAAUGCCCGGGACGAAGGGUACAAACAAGCCUUGAAUGUCUCCCGAUCGGCAUUUCUACUUCGACAAGAUGCAAAGGACAAGAUUAAGGAAUCUGCCAAGUUUCGGUUUUCAGACGAUGCAUCGCGGACUAUGACUACUGUGAUGUCCUUGACAUCUUUGCGGGCCAGCAAGGAUUUGAUCCGGGCCUCAUCUGCACCAAGCCUGCAAGCGGCUGCGACGUGCAACUUCAGGCCCCGCUGGGAGAUGCCAGCUUCGAUCCUGGACACCUCGGAGGUCGAUCUCUUCAAGGAGAACAAGUUUGAGAUGUCUCAGAAGUCCUUGUUGCCAACCUACUGGAGGCCCAAGGAUCCGAACCUCGAUUGGCCGGCUCCAGGCUUUUUACAUCCAUGCCAUGGUUUUUCCAGGAACGAUGGUGGAAUGCCCUGGCCCAACUGA
Molecule: messenger RNA, 678 nt
Organism: Durusdinium trenchii
Lineage: Eukaryota; Dinophyceae; Suessiales; Symbiodiniaceae
Source: the annotation of a GenBank genome assembly